Molecule: messenger RNA, 2701 nt
Organism: Orbicella faveolata
Lineage: Eukaryota; Metazoa; Cnidaria; Anthozoa; Scleractinia; Merulinidae
Product: carbohydrate sulfotransferase 1-like
Biological process (GO): sulfur compound metabolic process; N-acetylglucosamine metabolic process
Molecular function (GO): N-acetylglucosamine 6-O-sulfotransferase activity
Source: RefSeq, a predicted model, not a curated record
CAAAAGUGUGGCUGACUAUUUUCUCUUAAUCUAGUAUCAACAAAUGAGCUUAGUUUUUCACAGUAUAUUACCUGAGUCGGCCUAUAAUGUAUGAUCGGUUGUGCUCAGUAAUCUUACGUUCAAGAACUAGCAAGGUGUAUUAAGAGAGAAUCAAAUUAUGCCUGGCUCUCACAACUACAAUUAUCUUGAUUAAUGGUAUUACUGUUAAAUGUUCAGUCAGCCAUAGGAGAAAACACGUAAAUGAAGUCUUUCAUGUCAUUUCAUAUUUCAUUUCAAUACCAAACUCGAUAUAAGCAAGAUAAAAUAAAAUUGCUUAAGGAUUUAAUAUGUAUCUGUUAAUACUACUAAUGAGGUAUCAGAACAUUACCUUAUCGAUUAAUUGUUAUAUUGUCCACGCCUGUCUAAUUAAGAUUGUGUCGAUAUUGGUUGGGAGGUUUUGGACUUUGAUCAGAGGGGUGAUCUAGGGGUCAGGCUUAUAUUUUUGACGAUGGGGCACGGGUGGGGAAGUUUGGGAAGUUUGAGAAAACAAAACAAAAAAAAAAAACAAACUGAAGUUUUGCAUUUUCGUAAAAAAAAGUUUCAGGCAGCCAUAGGAGAUAAGAAAUAACCUUUCAUUAGUAUUUAUUGUUGUAUUCUAUUUUUCUUUCAGAAGUCUCACGCAACAAAUUAUAUCUGAAAUGUCAUUUGGAAAUACACGUCACUUGAUUUUCAUCUUAGUUUUGCUUGGAACUGUUUUUGCCUACAUCAUCAUCUCAAACGUUUUUCAAUUCACACAACCUGCGCCAUACCUCAAUGAGACUGGACGCCACAGUGCAAUAGAAAAGAGAAUUUCUGUAUAUGUUUUAAUCCUCGCUCAACCAAGAACAGGUUCUUCAUUUCUGGGACAGUUAUUUAAUCAGCACCCUGGUGUAUUUUAUCUGUACGAGCCACUCUAUCCAUUUUCUAUGUUUCAAACGUUGAAUUAUGUCACGGAGAAAGGUCACGCAACCCUUGUGGCUUCGUUUCUUCGUAGUUUGUCACGCUGUAGUUUGAAUGGCUACCAAGACUACUUUAGCUUCAUCUCUCAUUCUGGGCUUUCAAACCCACAUUUUCGUUUAUCGAGCAAAUCGUUGUCGUCCCCACCCCUCUGCAAAUCUGAAGCUACGACGUUUGACAAUCAAUCCGAGAUUCUCAAGAAAUGCCCUCCCUUAAAUGCUAAAACUGUUUCGCUUGUCUGCGCGUCGAAGAGGUUUAUUGCGACGAAAAUUUUGACACCUCGGUUGCCCGAAGAGAUUUUGAAAGAACUUUCUGAGCAAUUUCAUUCCCAGGCUAAAACUCAGAUUAAAAGUAUCCAAUUAGUGCGCGAUCCACGAGCAAUGGUUUGGUCAAUGAUUAAAAUGGGUUUGAUAGAAAGAGGUAUUAAAAAGAACAACACGAGGACAGAAUACAGCAAUAAAAAACAAGAUUCUUCUUCCCAGCCGCUUGGAGGUAGAAACUCGGCUACACUUAAUCACAAUUUUAUCAAGCAAGUUAAACUUCUCUGCAACAGAAUGACCAAAGAUGUAAAUAUCUCGUUGCUCUUGUCAUCAAAACUUAACUCUUACCAGAACAGAAUUGUUCGUUAUGAGGAAUUAGCAAGUAACAAUCUUACGCUCGCAGGCAAAAUCUUUGAAUUCACAGGAAUUGAUUUUGCUUUAGAGGUAAAAGAAUGGCUUGGAAGGAAUAGUUUGUUUGACAAGGACGAAAGUAGCGCCGGUGAACGAAGCUAUUCUACCAGCAACAGAAACAUCACUGUUACAAUAAACUCUUGGAGGAAGAGUCUGUCAUUUCUCGAGACUUUUGUUAUUGAUAAGGAGUGUGCUUACUUUAUGCAAAAUUUCGGUUACAAAUUUAUUGACAACGUAGAUGUUCUUACAAACAUAUCAAUUAGCCUCCUGCAACCUUUAAGAAACAGUUUUUACACUGUGUAAAAACUGGGCCUUUUUAUAAAUACAGUAAGUCACUGGAUAAAGUUGUUACUGUAAAACCCCACAUUACGGCCACCCCGUUAGGGCCACUUUCUUUUGGCCCGAACAAAAGCCAAGUCAGCCAUUUUUAAUGCGGCCUCCUCGUUAAUACGGCCCGUUGGUGAUCAGAUUAACGAGGUUCCACUGUACUAAUUAUACGUUCAUUUACUGAUAAUCGAGUACAAUAAACGUCACAGGUCAGUUGUUCAUCGGUAAGGUGACUGGCGGGAUUAGGGGCGUGGUAGGUAGCGUUGGCUGGAGAGAUGAAAUCCUUUUCGCUGGACCAAGUGAACACAGUGUCCGUAAUGUACUGGAGGUGUCCAACUGGUUUUGGCUUAGACAUGUUAGGUUUUGUUCAAGUGAAAAGAUAAAAUACUCUGACAAUCAAAUGAAGUUUCAGUAUUGAGCUAAAUUCAAUAUGGCCAGCGAAACCAUUUUGAAAGAGUCCUUUCUUGAAACUUUGAAAAAUCUCUGACGACUCUUCAGUAAGAAUAAUAAUUUCUGCACGUAGACGUAAUCUAUUUUCUUUUUGAAAUUGUGAAACAAAAGAAAUUAAGAAGAAAUAUAGCUAGAACUCUGGACAUGCUCGAAGGGAGGGGCGGUGACCUGAUCAGGUUAGUGUGUUCGAUUCCAGUAGGGAGCUUAGGAAAACCACGAUGCAACGGCAAUGGCUGUGCCCGUGCAUAAUAAUUCUUGGUACAUUUCUUUGCCGUCCU